Molecule: messenger RNA, 3630 nt
Organism: Zygosaccharomyces rouxii
Lineage: Eukaryota; Fungi; Ascomycota; Saccharomycetes; Saccharomycetales; Saccharomycetaceae
Gene: RAX2
Product: Rax2p
Exons: 1
Coding region: 1-3630 (1209 amino acids)
Biological process (GO): positive regulation of establishment of bipolar cell polarity regulating cell shape; cellular bud site selection
Cellular component (GO): cellular bud scar; plasma membrane of growing cell tip; cellular bud neck
Source: RefSeq, a predicted model, not a curated record
AUGCUGUUCUUUGCUCUAUUGUCUUUUUAUUUCCUACUGGCAAUAACGAAUGGUUCACAACUGUCACAUCUGCAACAGCUUUUAAAUGCUAGUAAUAUUCAAGUACCGAAGUUGGAUCUCACAUCGAGUCGCAACCAGGCUCUGGAAUUGUUGGGAGACUUCCAAGAUUUAACUUUCUACAAGUAUACAGGCCAAGAGAAUUUUACAAGUCCAUUAAACUCAUCGACCGAUUCCCAUGGACUCAUAUACUAUUCAAAUGACACAUUUCUCCAGUUGGCCAACGGAUCUAAUGAUACAGAUAUUAAACAAAUAGUACCGCUAGGAGAAGAUUCAUUCAUACUCAGCGGUUCAGGACAUAUUGAUGGCUAUAACUUACAGAGACAAUUGCAUUACAAUUUAACUGAUCUAUCUUUUAAACCAAUUUUCCAGGAAGGUUUAACUGAAGUAAAUUCUAUACUGGUAGAUCAGCCGCUGGUAUAUUUUGGCGGUAAUUUCACUUUCUCCAAUGGUUCACAAACUGGACACAGUGUUGUACUUUGGAAUUCAGAAAAGAAUUCCACGUCUCUACUACCAUUUAUUGGCUUUGGUCAAAAUUCUACAGUGAAUUCAAUAAUCCGGUUGGAUAGGGAUAACAUCCUUUUCGCCGGUAACUUUUAUGAAUUGGAUGAUGUUAAACUGUUAGAAAACCAUAUUUUAGGUUCUAACAAUAGUUCAAGUAAGAGUAAUUGGACUGACGUAGAAUUGGGGUUGGCUAUCCCAUUGCAGAAUGCCAAUUGGACUUCUAGUAGUAGUCAAUUUGACGCUGAUGAUUUUAUUUGUCCUGAUCCUGAGAGAGAAUCGUGGCUACAAUCAGGCACUUCAGGUUCUUUAGCUUGUAGUUUACCACAGGAGACUACACCAUACAAAAUACGAAUUUACAAUUCUCCUGUAGAGGAUAAUGAGGUCUCUUUAUUCCGAAUUUUAGCGGAACCCACAAAGGGUAUCUUGAACUUAAGUUAUGUGGAUCCAGAAGAAGGAGAGUUAAGAUAUUGUGAUGCAUUUUGCCCGCUCUACAAUCGACAAAGGUUGGAGGAAGCAAGUUCUAAUUCAUCAUCUGUGGAAAAUAUGACGACUUUUUCGGAUAAUAAUACUACCGAUAUCAAAUGGGGUCGAGACUUCCAAGAAUUUGCUUUCGUUAAUAACGUGCCCAUUUCAUCUGUGGAAUUUGUGGCACUGAGUUCCUAUGGUAGUAACGUGGGUCUUUCUUCAUGGCAAUUUUUCCAAAGUCGUGCAUCUAUUUAUGCCAACAAUUCUCUGAACCAACCCGCAUGUGGAAAGAUGCAAUCUUAUUCGAAUGCUACUAUUUCUAACAAUGACUGGAGACAGGGUCUCAAUGGACAGACAUAUUUGUCUACUAGUUAUGUCGAAGAUCAGGGAAACAUUCCUAGAGUAACUUUCCACCCACAAAUUCAAUAUCCUGGUAAUUAUUCGAUAAAAUUGUAUACACCAGGAUGUCUUGGAGAUGGAACGUGCAACCAAAGAGCUAUUGUUAAUGUAACUCUUUGGGAUGGCGACUCAAACGAACCAUUGUCCUCAGAGGUGAUCUAUGAAAACAAUAAUGAAUUGAAGUAUGAUGAGCUUUGGGAUGGUCAUUUAAAAUCAUCUCCAAAAGUAACUCUAGAAUAUCACUCACCAAUUUAUCCCAAUAAUCCAACAUCUGUGGUGGUUGCAGAUUACAUCAGUUUAGAAGCAAAAUCCUUUGAUCACUUUGAGAAGCAUAAAAAGGACAUUACUCUGAAUGGGAUAUUCCAAUAUCAAAUUUCAAAUUUCACUAAAAAUAUUACAAAGGAAUCUAUUGGGAAUACAUCGUUAGAUGUAUUUCCACUUUCGUAUUUCUCUAAUAAUUCAUCUCUGUUUGCAUCACUAUAUGAAAAUGAUACCUUGUUGUUAGCAGAUUCUAAAUCCAAGGCUGCAGAGAUAAAGUUAGAUAAAAAUUGGAGCGUUGACUCUUCCAAGAGCUUCAAUUUAGCAUCCCAGGUACGUGGGAUUGGUUCUUACUCGGAUGGGUUGAUAUUGUUCGGCGACUAUAAUUCAUCUCAAAGGCAACCACUGGCACUUUCCUUCAACGGGUCCUUCAACUCUUAUGAUAAAAUCAAUAGAAGUGUUGAAAGAUUUACCAACAUUGAUUUGAAGGGCACAGAACUUUUGGUUUUUGAUAAUGAGUUUUUUUAUAAUGUGUCGUCUCAAAGUUACGUCUCCAAUACUACGAGAUUUUCUCUUUCCGUAUGGUCUGCAGGUCAAAAUACCAAUGGAGAUUUAAUCUUUUCUGGUGCCGUUUCAGAUAAUGACUACGAAAAUUUACAGGGACCUGUCAGUCUCUUCCAAAAUGGUUCAGCUGUUUCCUCCAAUAUAAAGGACAACAUUAACCCGUAUAUGGGCGCCUAUUUGAAUGAUACUCUUACCGCCUAUGCUUAUAAAGAUGGAUCUGAUUCACGCAUAGUGUUUAGCAAUGGGGAUGAAGGACCUUGGAGAUGGACCAAUUCCAUAGAAACAAUGAUUUAUCGCAAUAGAGAUGCGUUACUAGCCCUUGGGACUUCUUCAUCGCCUUCAUUACCACAGUUAUCUGUGUUGAAUUUAACGACCUCCGAAGUUUUGGCAAAUGAGACUUUAGAUAAAGGAGCUGAAGUGAACAGUAUGAUCCUCUUUGGUAAGAACUCUACUUUACUUAUAGGGGGGAAUUUCAGUUUUUCAGAUGCUCACUGUAAUGGAUUGUGUCUUUACAAUUACAAGAACAAGAGAUGGUCAACUUUUGCCAACGAUAGCAUUACUGGUCAGGUCACUCAGGUUCAACUACGUAACUCUUCCGAGUUAUUGAUUGCUGGUUCCUUGCGAGUGAAUGGCACUUCAGAUGUGAAUUUAGUCUCUGUGAAUAUUACAGGUCAAGGGAUGAAAACUUUGCUUAGAGGUUGGGAAGGUCCAUUGAGAUCUUUCGUUGUCAGUGAAGAUAGAUUGGUAGUAUGGAAUGAUACUAGUUUGAUGGCUUAUGACAAUACCUCUUGGAGACAUAUUUCGACUUCGAACUCAACUUCCUUUACUAAAUUGCAAGACAUUCACCAAGUGUCAUUGGAGCAUUCACUUGAAAAAAGGGCUAAUUCUUCAUCAAAUUCAAAUUUAGAUGGGUUGUUGGUUUAUGGAAAUGAUAAAACUCAAGGUGAUUCGUAUCAGGCAUCAAUUUACGAUUAUUACAGUUGGACACCAUUAUUCAUUGCCAAUUCCAAAUCGGAAAACUCAAAUUCAGGACCUAAUAUUUUCAUGAAUCAAGAUGUUUCUGAUUUUUUUAUAUCCGAACAAAUGUUACCAAAUCCAACAAAUCAUACGUCUUCCAGAUCAAGCUCUUCAUCAAGUUCUGCGGUAACGUCUAAUUCUGGUGAUAAAAAGCAUCGAGCUAGCCAUAAAGUCGAUCGAGGUUACGUGGUUUUGAUUGGGUUGGCAUUAGCUAUAGGUACGGUUGUCGUAAUUGGUGUAUUCGGUAUUUUGAUAGCCUACAUGUUUGGUGAGGAUAUCGGAGGAUACGAGUUUUUAAGUCCACCCGCUGAGGGCACUAAGGCGGCUGAGACUGCACCACCGGCAAAAUCAUCGAAGUUCCUUUAG